UGUGUUUCCCCCACCAGCCACCGGAACGAUAAGCGAGUAGGGGCAGCGUGUGCUAUUGUUACUGGGUCGUUUAUAAUUGAAAUAAAGCCACGUUUGUUUCUCUAACACAAUAAUAUAGCAAGAAAAAAAGCCAGCCAUUUCAAAGAGGACCCGUGAAUACAGACAGGAGAUUUGGGAUUUAAUUCUCACACCACGGUGGCACUUCUCCCUGGAGAAUAAUCGGAUUUAUUUUACGGUUUAGACCGCUGGCAUUUGGAAAACAAGGCAGUGUAAUUGCCUCGUUGUGUUUUGAUUAUAUUGUUAAUUGCGUUGUCUGCUAAUAGGAUUCACACACACAAUCGCAGUGGCUGUAGAUCGAUUAGACAGCACACGACAGUCUUCUGUUUUGAUUUACCAUUGCAAACUCGUUUCUGGUGGCAGAUACAAAAUUAAACGCAUUAUUUUCAAUAAUAAUAAUAAGGUAAUCCGAAAAUGACGCUGUUUCAUUUUGGAAACUGUCUCGCGUUAGCUUACUUCCCAUAUUUCAUCACCUACAAGUCCAGCGGGCUAUCGGAGUACAAUGCAUUCUGGAGGUGUGUUCAAGCAGGUGCUGCUUACCUUUUCGUUCAGCUCUGCAAGAUGCUGUUCCUGGCCACCUUUUUCCCGACGUGGGAGGGAGGCGCUGGGGUUUAUGAUUUUGUUGGCGAGUUCAUGAAGGCCACAGUGGACCUGGCUGAUCUGCUGGGGCUGCACAUGGUCAUGUCCUGGAACGCUGGCAAGGGCGAGUAUAAGAUCAUGGUGGCAGCGAUGGGCUGGUCGACCGCGGAGCUCGUCAUGUCCAGGUGUAUUCCUCUGUGGGUCGGAGCUCGCGGGAUCGAGUUCGACUGGAGAUAUAUUCAGAUGAGCUUCGACUCCAACAUCAGUCUGGUUCACUAUGUUGCCAUGGCGUCUGUGGUGUGGAUGUUCACGCGCUAUGACCUGCCCAAGAGUUUCCGGUUGCCUGUGACUGUGCUGCUGGGGGUCUGUGUGUACAAGGCUUUCCUCAUGGAGCUGUUUGUUCACAUGUUUCUGCUGGGCAGCUGGACGGCUCUGCUUGUGAAGGGAGUGCUGACUGGAGCCAUCUCUCUGUGCUCCCUCUUCCUGUUCGUCACCCUGGUGCAUAGCAACUGAGCCCCACCUCUCCAGGGCUGCAGUACCUCCACACACCACAGUGGGGAGACAGAGCUACACGGUGGGAAAAUCUCAUCGCUACAGGAGAGCUGUUGAAAGCUCGACACCCUUUCAUGAUCUGUAUUUUUUUUUUAAAUCAUGUUUUAAUUGUAAAAAAAAUAAAUAAAAUAAUUUAAUAAUUGCCUGAGAUUUAAAUUAAAAAACAAAAAAAAAUCCAGUUAAUUCAAAAAAGGAUUCUAGCUAUUUAUUUAUUUCCACCAUCCACACUGAGCAUGUUGGUGACAUUUCUUUCCCUGGCACGGCUGUGAGUUCACAAUUGGAGCUGCUGUUGACGUGGAAAGAGGGUCCUACAGACGGGGGCGGGCGGAGAGGCGGUGUCCGCACACCCGCCAGGUAACCUGCUGAAGAAGGUCCUUGGAAAGAUUCACCUCUGCUGGACCGGCAGUUCAAAAAAUAAAACAAUUCACAGGUCUGUGUGAAGAAGUGUCUGCUUCCCUUCUUCACUUGAUUUCUAACUGUGUCCCCUUUGGUCCUAUAUUCAUCAACAUCUUUUAAGAGUUGAAAGACUUCAAUCAUGCCCCCUCUGGGUCUUCUGUGUGCCAGGCUAAAUCGAUGCCCUUCUUUCAGUUUCUGUAGCUCAGUCCUUUUAAGACUUACUGGGAUUUGUGUGGUUGUUCUUUGCUGGACUGUCUCUUUGGUGGCGUUGCAUUAUACACCCUCAUCACAACCUCAUAGGAUUUGUGCUCUAUGCUUUUGGCUACCCCCUCCAUGCCUGCUGUUUGACUCGUGGUUGCUUCCCCACGCUGUGCCCGCUGACGGCGCUGAGUCUGUAACAACACAGGCGAUGUUCUCUGCGUGAGCCUGCUCAAGGUUUCUCCCCGUCUGGUAUUUUGACCUCUUGUUCCAAGCACCGAACAGCCUGCAGUCUGGGAACCAUUUAAAACACCCACGACAACUGACAGGAGCAGCGGCAGAGCGAAGUUACAAACGUCCUAACACAGCGUCACACUGGAGAAGUUUUUAUUGAAGUGUUUUGUUACAUAGUUUUUAAUUCCCAUUGCAUUAAAUAACA
This is a messenger RNA of Polyodon spathula (Mississippi paddlefish), 2221 nucleotides long. Its product is annotated as transmembrane protein 147-like. The record is from RefSeq and is a predicted model, not a curated record. The transcript is spliced from 7 exons. The coding region runs from base 472 to 1149 and encodes 225 amino acids. Lineage: Eukaryota; Metazoa; Chordata; Actinopteri; Acipenseriformes; Polyodontidae.